AUGGACCCUGGAAACCGUGAGCGCGGCCUCAAGGCGGCCAUCAACAACCCGCGCGUGUCCGAGCAGGCCAAGCAGCGCGAUCGCGAGAUUUUGGAAAGCGAGUUCGGAACUCACAUGCCUGAGGAGUCUACCGCAAAUAUCGCAGAGGAGGAAGUUCACUCUACUGCCAAGAAGGGUCGUAGCAAGUCGACGGGAUCUCAUAAUGCUUCCACCAGCUCCAAAACCGAGUCAUCCACAUCUGGAAAUCUUGAGGGAAAGGACAGAGGAAAUGUGUUAGUCCCCAUCCCCCCAUUGCGAACUGACAAGUAUGUUUCGCAUAGCAUCCGCGGACUGAAGGCAGCAAUCAAUAACCCCAACGUGUCGGAGAAGGCCAAGGAGAAGGAUCGCAAGAAGCUGCAUGAUCUUGGAGAGUCCAUCGACUAA
Neurospora tetraspora is the source of this 423-nucleotide messenger RNA. RefSeq lists its product as uncharacterized. Gene Ontology annotation, cellular component: cytoplasm. Lineage: Eukaryota; Fungi; Ascomycota; Sordariomycetes; Sordariales; Sordariaceae. Bases 1 to 423 code for a protein of 140 amino acids. The transcript has 2 exons. The record is from RefSeq and is a predicted model, not a curated record.